Messenger RNA from Fundulus heteroclitus (mummichog), 1646 nucleotides. It is a transcript of the gene exosc9, whose product is annotated as exosome component 9. The transcript is spliced from 12 exons. Lineage: Eukaryota; Metazoa; Chordata; Actinopteri; Cyprinodontiformes; Fundulidae. Gene Ontology annotation, cellular component: nuclear exosome (RNase complex); cytoplasmic exosome (RNase complex). Gene Ontology annotation, biological process: nuclear mRNA surveillance; TRAMP-dependent tRNA surveillance pathway; U1 snRNA 3'-end processing. The record is from RefSeq and is a predicted model, not a curated record. Bases 202 to 1521 code for a protein of 439 amino acids.
CGGCUCAGUAUCUGACCCAGAUGGUGAUCCGAACCCGGAGGCGUGUUUGUACAGUAAAUAUAUGUCGCGUUUAUCCUGUCGGGCUUUAGUGCCGUAAACCGUGUUCACCCGCGCAUGCUCACAGCGUGUAAACACAGACAGAUCCGCAUGGUUGCCGAGAGGUGAAAUCUAACGUGUGACUAUAACAGAGAAGCCUGCAGCAUGAAGGAAACACCGCUGUCCAACUGCGAGCGGGACUUCCUACUGAAAGCCAUCGAGGAGAAGAAGCGCCUGGACGGGCGACAGACGUAUGACUACAGGAAAAUAAAAAUCACUUUUGGAACCGACUAUGGAUGCUGCUUUGUGGAUCUGGGCCAAACCAGGGUCAUGGCCCAGGCGUCCUGUGAGCUGGUGGCACCCAAAGACAGUCGCCCCAACGAGGGAAUCAUGUCCUUCAACCUGGAGCUGUCGCCGAUGGCCUCCCCAGCCUUCGAGCAGGGAAGACAGUCGGAGUUGUCGGUGAAGCUGAACAGACAGCUGGAGAGAUGCCUGAGGAACUCCAAGUGCAUCGAUACGGAGUCGCUGUGCGUGGUGUCUGGAGAAAAGGUGUGGAAGAUCAGAGUGGACGUCCACACGCUGAACAACGACGGGAACCUGAUGGAUGCCGCCAGCGUGGCCGCCAUCAGCGCCCUGUGCCACUUCAGACGCCCCGACGUCGGCAUCCAGGGGGAGGAGGUCACAGUGUACGGUCCAGAGGAGAGAGACCCCAUUCCUCUGAGCAUCUACCACAUGCCCAUCAGCGUCAGCUUCGCCUUCUUCCAGCAGGGAACGUACCUGCUGGUGGACCCGUGCGAGCGGGAGGAGCGCGUGAUGGACGGCCUGCUGAUGAUCGCCAUGAACAAGCACAGAGAGAUCUGCUCCAUUCAGUCCAGCGGGGGGAUCAUGCUGCUGAAGGAGCAGGUGAUGAGAUGCAGCAAGAUAGCCAGCGUCAAGGUGUCUGAGAUCACAGAGCUCAUCAACAAGGCUCUGCUGAAUGACAAGACUGCCAGGAAAGCAGGCGGUAGGUGUGGUUUUGCAGAGUCCAUGCCUCAGGAGCGGAUCACAGCGCUUAAAACGGACCAGACGUCCGUGGAGAUGACGGAUGUCGCCGAAACAGCCAGCAGCGUUUUCCAGACAGCCGAAGCUCCGCCUCAGACGGCGCCGUCCCCAUUGGUGCCGGCACCAGGGGUCGGACAGGUAGGGGAGGGUGUGCGCAACACCUGGGGCCUGGAAGAGGAAGGGGAAGAGGAGGAGAAUGAGGAAGGAGUGAGCAGCGGAGGGGACAGCGUGGAGGAAAUGACGAAGAUGGAGGAGGAACAGCAUAAAGAAAGCAAGAGCAGAAAAGCGGAUGUUGUGGAGAUAUUAGACAGUGACGAAGAGGAGGAGGAGGAGGAGGAGGAGGUGGUCAUCCUUUAUCCCGAGACAACAGGAAAAGCUAAAAAUGCAGGUUCCAGUUCUGGCCAGAAGGGGGCAGCAACAUCCAGGAAACAAAGGAAGAAAUGACUUCGUUCUCUUGAUCUGACGGCAGCUUAAAAUGAAAUAAAAACAACAUAAAAUACUACUAAAUAACAUUAAAAUUCACUGUAAUGUAACAUUGACCAAAUAAAUCUAUUUUUUACAACGUUUAA